GCCAAUGUUAUUAUAGUGAUAGACAUUGAGAAGUUUAUAUAGUAAACUUGCAGAGCUGUUUGCUAUUCGGUUAACUGUAAAUGAAAAAAAAAAGGUUACUUAGUUACUUAGUAAUAUAAUGCCUUCGAAGAAAAAAUGCCGCAAUAAGAUUUACAAAACACCACCAACUCCACCGCCUACAAAACUUAGACAAUUUGAAAAUGGCUUUGUACUGGACUGUGUAGCUGUCAGCAGUAUUUCAGAUGACUUCUCUAAGCUAAAUCCAAAGUUAGGUCAAGUGAUCCCACCUUAUAAUUCUCAGAAUGACAAAUUUGUGAACAGUUAUUUCAAGUACAAAGGCAUGAGCAAAAUGUUGAAAAGAACUAAACAGCUGAAUGGAGGGUGUUCUAUUGAAGGAAAAGCUGUAGAUUAUUUUCACAAUAAGGGCCAUCGUCACAUAUAUUUAUCCCAGAGAAACAAAUCAGGAGCUGGUCAUUCAAGAGAAUUAACUAGUGGCCAUUCAUCUUUCAUGUGUGAUAUUCAACCUAUCAUAGGUUAUAAUGGUUUAUUUGGAUACAGGCGUAACACCCCUCAGCUCAGGAUGCAACCAUCUUUGUUUGAAAAGAUUAAAUAUUAAUAAAUUGACUUCGUA
Octopus sinensis (East Asian common octopus) is the source of this 631-nucleotide messenger RNA. RefSeq lists its product as uncharacterized. The record is from RefSeq and is a predicted model, not a curated record. The transcript has 3 exons. NCBI's taxonomy places the organism in Eukaryota, Metazoa, Mollusca, Cephalopoda, Octopoda, Octopodidae. The coding region runs from base 119 to 616 and encodes 165 amino acids.